AAUUGCCACUAGCAUGGUCAACUCAAUGUUACAGCUAUAAUGGCGGACGCGGCUCUGGAUCUCUCUGCCAAGUCAACGGCGGUGACAAAUUCCGGUGACAGUGUCCGCCGUCCUUUCCCGUACGAUACCCCGCCGUCGCCUCGUACACCCCUCAAGAAAAGUUACAAAUUCGACGCCGACGACAACGACAGCGAUUCGUCGGCACCCAGGUCGUCCAGAAAGCCGGUGUCGGGACCCGUCACAAGCAGCAUACGCGAUUCGCCGUGUUCAGUCUCAGACACGAUUAAUGACAAAAAUGAUUCGCUUCCGUCAUCGCCGUCAACUCCUAGCUCCGCCGGCAGACCGUUCAAAUCCUAUGCAAUGGACUCAAUGGCUUCUGUGUUUUCGUCGCCAUCCGCAUCGCUGUUUGCGGCCUCCCCUAGCAGCGUCAUGGCGGGACUUCCGGCCGGUUUCGGCCUAUCUUCGCUGUAUGACGGCACGUCACCUUUUCCGUCCUUUCCCGUCACCCCAUUAACGUCUCAUCUCCUACAGCGGAAGCGGCGCGCCGAGAGCCGCUCUAGUAUCAGUUCCGCCAACGAUCCGAAUAGUGACGGGGAGGGGAAAAAGUUGACACACGUUCCUGAUGAAAAGAAGGAUGGCUCUUAUUGGGAACGCAGAAGAAAAAACAACGAGGCAGCUAAACGAUCUCGAGAUAAUAGAAGGCAAAAGGAAGAAGAAAUCGCGAUGCGAGCCGCGUUUUUGGAACAAGAAAAUUUGAAAUUACGUGCACAAGUGGCCAUACUAAAAAACGAAACUGCGAAACUCCAUUACAUGUUGUAUAACCGAAUAUGAUAGAAGACAGCAAAAAGAAACGCA
This is a messenger RNA of Dreissena polymorpha, 855 nucleotides long. RefSeq names its product hepatic leukemia factor-like. Gene Ontology annotation, biological process: regulation of transcription by RNA polymerase II. The record is from RefSeq and is a predicted model, not a curated record. Gene Ontology annotation, cellular component: nucleus. The coding region runs from base 40 to 831 and encodes 263 amino acids. Gene Ontology annotation, molecular function: DNA-binding transcription factor activity, RNA polymerase II-specific; RNA polymerase II cis-regulatory region sequence-specific DNA binding. The transcript has a single exon. NCBI's taxonomy places the organism in Eukaryota, Metazoa, Mollusca, Bivalvia, Myida, Dreissenidae.